UAAAUCAUUGGGUGUGGGGUUUGGGCUGAGAGGAGCUGUAUAGAAAGUGACUUGUGCUUCUUCCACCUCUCCUAUUCAUUCUUCUUCUUCCUUAUCUCUACCUUCGUCUACUUCUUCUUCAUCUUUCAUUGGUUUCUAGAGAGAGAGAGAGAGAGAGAGAGAGAUUCAGAUAGAUGGGAAACUGUCAGGCUAUUGAUGCUGCAGCUCUGGUGGUACAACAUCCAAGUGGGAAGAUAGAGAGGAUGUAUUGGCCCAUCAGUGCAAGCGAGGUGAUGAGAUUGAACCCUGGUCACUAUGUUUCUUUGAUCAUUCCAUUGCCGGUUUCUGAUCAACAUCAGGAAGAGGUAGAGAGCCAGGAGCACAACAAGACUGUGCGUUUCACUCGUGUUAAGCUUCUUAGACCCAACGAAACUCUUGCUCUUGGCCAUGCCUAUCGGCUGGUCACAACUCAAGAGGUUGUGAAGGUGCUGAGGGCAAAGAAGUACGCAAAAACAAAGAAGCAGCAGCUGGAAACACUUGAGAAGUUGCAAGCAGGGCAAGAGAAACAGAGUUCAGGUCGUGAUGAGGCAGAAGAAGGGAAGUCUGAGAAGGAGAAUAUCAACCAUGCAACAAAACGCGAAAGGCACCGACCCAGGACGGCGAAUGCUGCUGCUGCUGCUGCCGCUGCUGCUGCCGCACUGAGGUCAAAGUCUUGGCGCCCCUCAUUGCAGAGCAUCUCUGAGGGUGUGAGCUGAUCAAUGGUUCAAAGUUUCAGUAGCAAAAUGCAGAGUAGGCAGUAGAGUGAGUGUAAAAUGGACUGGCUCCUUCAGUUUCAUCAUAUCCAGGUGCACACAAUCCUGGAGCGUGGAAAAAUAGAUUGAAAACCAAAAAUUCAUGGAGUUUGGGCACCAAGUUUUCUAAUCCAAUGUCAACCACAACCACAGAUCCCCAAUUCAACCCAUGUUCAAAGCAAUAAGACAUCAUCAUCAUGUAUAGCAACACAAAAACCAAUGAAUCUGACAUUGUAUUAGAAGUGUGAGUUUUGGGUCUUUACAACUUUUUGUUUUUGAUAUAAAUA
Molecule: messenger RNA, 1057 nt
Organism: Prunus avium (sweet cherry)
Lineage: Eukaryota; Viridiplantae; Streptophyta; Magnoliopsida; Rosales; Rosaceae
Source: RefSeq, a predicted model, not a curated record